UAAUUUCCACGAAACGGUAGUGGGGAUGGUUGACCAUGGAUGACAGUGCAAAUCAGAGUGGGUCACAUUUGUAUAGUACUGCUCACAGUGUAAGUACUAUUUUGAGUAACGGGUGUUCCAUACAGUGUGUGGUGACUCCGCUGAUAAUUUGUAUCAGCUGAUCCGUAUAAUUAAAAUAUCAGAAUAACCCCGAUUGUGUAAGAGAAAAUAAUUUAACAUGCGCCUACGUAACGCGUGUUGGAAGUACCAAUAAUAACGUAUGUAUGUGCGAUAACCUGUACUGUACUGAUUACACGAUGGCUACGGGGAAGCGAAGAAGUGUGCACAGUACGCUUGGCAGUUCCACGAUGUUUGGCUCAACGGCGAGUAAUAUAAGGUCGAGUCGUUUGAAUUUUCGUCCAAAUUCGUCACAAGAAGACAGAGGCGGAACUCGACCGACCGCUGCCCCCAGUUCCAUAGGUCUCAUUCUCGUAACGAUGUUUUUACAUGUUUGCAAGAAAUCAUUAUUAUUCGAUACAAGACUCAAGGUUGCUAUAUAUUGCGGUGCGAUAUUUGUAGUAUCGAUCAUAGCAGACUUUAUGACAAUGCCAAGAACAUAUUUUUCGCGUUCAGAUAACGCGCUAAACCAAUAUUUUGUGAAGUGGGGAUGGGGGUGGUUGCUGACUGUAACUGUUCCAUGGGUUGCAUUAACUGCGCACACUCUCGGUUGCGGCCGUAGGUCCAUCUUGCUCAAGAAUCUUGCCAGGCUGGGUCUAGCGACGAUCGCAUGGUUAUUAUGGAUCAAAUUGUUUAACUACAUCGAAACGAAUUAUGGUCGAUGCCUCAGCACGAAGAACAUACAACUACAAACGAAAACAAAGUGCCUUCAGUCUGGCAGAUUUUGGAGUGGUCUAGAUAUAUCUGGACACACGUUCAUCCUAAUCUAUUCAAGUUUAAUUCUAGCGGAAGAGGGCUCUUCGUUAGUCGGAUGGGAAGGUAUAAAAGAUUUAAUCAUGCGGGAAGAACAUUCACGAAUUACUCCGAACGAACCUAACAACGGACCACUCCGGAAUUUGUCGAACAAUGACUUAGAAUUCUUGAAGAAGGCGCACAAGGCUCUUACACCGUAUCUCAGAGGCCUUUUCGUUGCAAUGACGCUACAGCAAUUAUUGUGGGACAUUAUGUUGAUAUCCACGUUGCUCUAUUAUCAUAUUAUGAUUGAAAAGUUUCUCGGCGGCGUGGCUGCAAUUUUAACAUGGUACGUCACGUAUCAGUGGUGGUACAAAACGACGAAAAAUUCAUUACCCCCCCCUGGCGACGGUUUAUUCAGAUAUAAUGAAAUAAAGGUUCACGAUAACAGUUCGGUCAGGUCGAGACGCAGCACUUUGAAUGGUACAAACAGAUUUAUGGGACUUCCAAUUCGUACGAAUCAGGAUAAUAACGAUACGAAUAAUGUCAAUAGACAAUCAGACGUUGAUAUAACUACGGCUAGAAUAUAAAAAUUAUUUAAAUACUCCUAGUUUUUUUUUAUUGGUUGAAUUGGUCAGAAUUGUUGAUACUUUUUAGGUGGCUUUCUUAUUUAUAUAUACAUAUUACAUGAAAAUGUAAGAUGUCCCGAAAGUAAAACGUUUCCCCAAAUGUUAUGGUAGACUUACUUUUUUAUUUUACGAUGUAUCAUCAGGAAGAAAUUUAUUGACCAUGAACAACGAUUCACUUUGGGAAAACGGUUUUUCUUAAAGUGUCAGGGUAACUAUAUAUGCCAAAUACAUAUUUAAAAUUGUCAAUAAGGUUUUAUGCAUUUUUGGUGAUAUUUUGUUUAAAUGAAAAGUAAGUAUUUCGUACAAUUGCCUUUUCUUGAGGUGUCUACAAUGGUAUGAAUGAACGAAGUACUUGUUCGUCUUCUACCUCUGUAUGGAUUGUUUAACCAAUCACAUUAAAUUAUUAUAUUUGUUUUAUUAUUUGUAUUUAAUAAAUUUUAUUGUUCACAAAGUGUCUGUACCAUUAGUCGAUAAGGAGCUUGUAAUACGAAUUUAAUAUAAUUUGUUGUCGAAAGUACAAAAUACAUUGUCACAUCCGUUUCGUAUGUUUUCCUUUUUCAUGUAUUUAUCAGAUUUUAUGUACUCUACCACUGUUGUAUGUAGGAUUUAAUUUACUAGCCUAUAAAAAGUUGUAUAAAAGAAUACAUUUUUUCUUAAUAGUCUUCAGUGUUACUACGUUCGUCCAACAAAUUUCAUUCGUUUAGCGUAAUUACUAUUCUAAGAAUAAUAUAAAAUCUGAUAGUAUAGAUACUUGUUUUGAAUGAUUUUUGGUGAAAUUGUUAUGACUUCACCCUUUUGAUGUGCUAUAAAUAUAACAUAAAAAGCAGUAGUAUAAGGUAACACACACUAUUAUAGUGUACUUAUGUUCUGUUAUAUUAAAUUCAUGUUUCUCCCUUAAUUUAAAUCGUCUUAUCAGAUAGUUAUUGAUCUACUUUCAUUAACGA
This is a messenger RNA of Nomia melanderi (Alkali bee), 2461 nucleotides long. RefSeq names its product acyl-coenzyme A diphosphatase Fitm (gene Fitm). Gene Ontology annotation, molecular function: coenzyme A diphosphatase activity. The record is from RefSeq and is a predicted model, not a curated record. Lineage: Eukaryota; Metazoa; Arthropoda; Insecta; Hymenoptera; Halictidae. Gene Ontology annotation, cellular component: endoplasmic reticulum membrane. Gene Ontology annotation, biological process: lipid droplet organization; lipid storage; phospholipid biosynthetic process.